Molecule: messenger RNA, 1890 nt
Organism: Acytostelium subglobosum LB1
Lineage: Eukaryota; Evosea; Eumycetozoa; Acytosteliales; Acytosteliaceae
Exons: 4
Biological process (GO): transmembrane transport
Cellular component (GO): membrane
Molecular function (GO): transmembrane transporter activity
Source: RefSeq, a predicted model, not a curated record
AGUAUAUGUAAUAAUAAUACAAUGACAGAACAUCAGAAAGAGAGUCAUGUUAAGAAAUCACAUGAAGUGAUAAGGAACAAGGGAGUCUAUGCCAAGAGGAAGUGCCAUGAUUGUUUCUUCCUGCUCCUUUUCAUUGCCUUUUGGGCUGGAAUGAUCAUUGUCGCUGUAUAUGGUCUAAGAGAGGGUGAUCCAAAGAGAUUACUUUAUGGAACAGACUAUCAAGGUAACACAUGUGGAAUUGAUAAUGUAAAGGCAGGAAAGAUUCCAUCAAACUAUUCAAAGGACUUUACGAACGAGAAGUACGUCUACUUUAUAUAUUAUCCAUUGCUCACAUCAUACCGCGCGAUAUGUGUCAAUCAAUGCCCCACCGUGACGUAUUUGAUCCCCUCGAAUGAAACCGAGCUCAUCUGCGCCUACGACACCACGCCAGCAAUGGACCAGGUGUUCCCCAAUGGCACGUGCAUGGGCAGCAUCGCGUCCACCCCCGUGCUCAAUCGCUGCGUGCCCACCGAGCUCACCAACGCCACGAGCUCCAUCGCCGACAAGGUGUUCCAGAUCAUCAGCGACAACUUUGGCGAGACGUCCAACAAGCUGUUCACAGACAUCGUGGAGGACUGGCGCUACAUUGUCUAUGGCGCGCUGGUGGCCCUGGCCGCCGGCCUCAUCUACAUCUUCCUGCUGCGUUUCUUGGCCGGUCUGCUGACGUGGGCCACCGUGCUGGGCGUGAUUGCCUUGCUGAGUCUGCUGUGUGUCCAGGUGUAUUAUCAAUGGCAGAAGGCACAGGACACCUACAACUCGAUCCCACCCAACCAACGUCUGCCUCUGCAGUACGACAAUGUUCUGGCGCUCAAGGUUAUCUUCAUCAUACUAUGUUGCAUAACAGGCAUCCUGGCAUUGAUCGUGUUGGCCAUGAUCUCGCGUAUUCGUCUGGCCAUUGGCAUCAUCAAGGAGUCGAGCAGGGCGGUCGGCACCAUGCCCUCCAUCUUCUUCUUCCCCGUAUUCAUCUUUGUCGUGCUGUGCGCCUUCAUUGCAUACUGGACCGUGAUCACAGUGUACCUCGCCACGGCCGGCACGGCCACCUACGACGAUAACGGCGUGUUCCUGGGCUUCCUGCCCAGUCGCAAGCUGACCUAUCUGCAGCUCUAUCACUUCUUUGGACUGUUAUGGACGUACGCAUUCAUAUUGGCCGUUAACCAGUGCACUAUAGCCGGUGCCAUUGCACUUUGGUAUUGGGUAAUGAACAAGAAGGACACACCGUACUUCCCCGUGUGGAAGUCAUUCUUCCGCGUGCUACGCUACCAUCUUGGCUCACUGGCGCUUGGCUCACUCAUCCUGGCCGUCGUACAAUUCAUUCGAUGGAUGCUCCGCUUGAUCGAGAAGAAGUUCAAAGGCAAAGAGGCAUACCUCGCACGUUUCGUCCUCAAAUGUCUCGACUGUCUCCUCGGUUGCUUCGAGAGGUUUAUCAAGUUUAUUGAUGAGAAUGCUUAUAUUAUGAUAUCAAUCUAUGGAUACUCAUUCUGUAAAGGAGCAAGACGUGGAUUCUCAUUGAUUGUUAGCAAUGUGUUGAGAGUGGCUGCCGUGAGUGUAAUAAGUUCAUUCUUGUUAUUCCUUGGACGUAUACUCAUCACUGUAGUAACAGUUGGUAUCGCAUUCUACGUCCUCCAACGUGUGGAUAACUCUGGAUUCUAUGUUGUACCUGUUAUAUUAAUUGGAUUCAUUGCAUUCUUUAUUGCUGGAGGAUUCAUGUCUGUGUACCAUAUGGCUAUUGAUACGAUGUUGCUAUGUUUCUGUGAGGAUAGUGAGAGGAAUGAUGGAUCAGCCGAGAAGCCAUACUUUGCUCGUGGUUCACUGAAGAAGUUUAUUGAUGGAGGCCAUAUUCCAUGUUGCUAG